CUUCCUGUUCAUUAAUCGUUGUCUUGACAAUCUUAAGCAGCUUAGGAAACAAAGGCAAGGAAAAGAACCUGAAAGUGUUGAAAACAAAUGGAGGAAAAGAAAUGCUACAGUUCUCACGUCGUGGUUCUUCCGUUUCCUGGACAAGGCCAUAUAAAUCCAAUGCUCCAAUUUUCUAAACGUUUGGCCUCUAAAGGGAUCAAAAUCACGGUAUCCACGACACUUUCUAGCGUCAAGUCCUUGCAAUCUCGAGCUGAGUCAAUUACACUAGAAUCAAUAUAUGAUGACAACACUGAAGGAGGGAUCACAGGACCAGCAGCGUUGAUGGGGUUCCUCGAGAAGUUUGAAGUUGUUGGCGCACGUUGCUUAGGAGAACUCUUGAAGAAGCUAGAGAAUUCUGAGUGCCCUGUGAAGGGACUGGUUUAUGAUGCUAAUUUACCGUGGGCUCUGAACAUAGCUAAGCAACUGGGUGUUGUCAGUGCUGCAUUUUUCACUCAAUCAUGUGCUGCAAUUGCCUGCUACUACCCCUUGUACGUGGAGAUGUGUGGCAAACCACUAUCGGUGCCUGCCUUUUCAAUGCCUGGAUUGCGACAGCCUGCACUUCCAAACCCUGCAUCCUUUGGUUCGGAGACAGAACACUUUCCCCCCUUAAUCAAACACAUAUUAAACCAAUUCAGCAACAUUGAGAAGGCCGAUUGGAUCCUGUUUAACUCAUUCUAUAAGUUGGAAGAGGAGGUUCUAAAGUGGAUGACCAAUCUCUACUCUACAGUUAGAACUAUCGGACCAACUUUGCCAUCUGUUUACCUCGACAAGAGGCUGGAAGAUGACAAAGAUUACGGUUUCAAUCUCUAUAAGCCAAUCAGCGAGACAUGCAUGCAAUGGCUAAACUCAAAGGAACCUGGUUCAGUGGUAUAUGUUUCAUUUGGCAGUGCUGCAGCUUUGAGUGCUCCACAAAUGACAGAAAUGGCGCACGCCCUGAGACAAACCAGCAGCAACUUCUUGUGGGUGGUGAAGGCAACCGAAGAGAGCAAUCUCCCCAACAAAUUUGUGGAGGAGACGUCAGGGAAAGGAUUGGUCGUGGCAUGGAGCCCGCAGCUGGAGGUGCUGGCCCAUCAAGCCAUCGGAUGCUUCAUAACACAUUGUGGAUGGAACUCGACGGUGGAAGGAGUAAGCUUGGGAGUGCCAAUGGUGGGAAUGCCACAGUUUCUAGACCAAAUGACGAAUGCGUAUUUACUGGAGAAAGUUUGGGAAGUGGGAGUUCAGCCAAAAGUAGACGAAAAAGGUCUUGCUAGUGGGGAAGAAAUCGAGAGAUGCAUCAGCCAAGUCAUGCAGGCCGGAGAAAGAGGGCAGGAGUUUAAGAAGAGAGCCAUGCAGUGGAAACAGUUUGCAAAGGAGGCAGUGAAUGAGGGUGGAAGUUCAGAUAAGUGUAUAGAUGAGAUUAUUGCUCAACUAGUCUGCACCUAAAAUUUUGUCUAGUUUUGGGAAUGGGCUUCCAACUACUGUAAGAACUAAGAAGAAACCUCAACAACGGUUAUUUCUUCCUAAAACUGCAGCAAAUUCCUUCGUUGAUUCUCGAUUUGCAAUGAUGUUGUUUUGUUUUCUAUACUUUUUUACAUCAUUGCGAUUUAUUAAUAAAAAAUUAUAU
This is a messenger RNA of Juglans microcarpa x Juglans regia, 1642 nucleotides long. RefSeq names its product UDP-glycosyltransferase 74E2-like. Lineage: Eukaryota; Viridiplantae; Streptophyta; Magnoliopsida; Fagales; Juglandaceae. Gene Ontology annotation, molecular function: UDP-glycosyltransferase activity. Bases 88 to 1461 code for a protein of 457 amino acids. The transcript is spliced from 2 exons. The record is from RefSeq and is a predicted model, not a curated record.